Engraulis encrasicolus (European anchovy) is the source of this 7421-nucleotide messenger RNA. RefSeq names its product mediator of DNA damage checkpoint 1 (gene mdc1). Gene Ontology annotation, molecular function: protein binding. The transcript has 15 exons. The record is from RefSeq and is a predicted model, not a curated record. Lineage: Eukaryota; Metazoa; Chordata; Actinopteri; Clupeiformes; Engraulidae. Bases 50 to 6913 code for a protein of 2287 amino acids.
GGAUUUCUUUUUCUCUCUUGUAUCUUCGCAACGAGAGGAGAGAAGAAUAAUGGAUGCAACACAAGCGAUUCAGGACUUCAGCUAUGAUGAUGAUGAAGACGAUAAUGACAGUGAAGAAGAUGAAGCAGAACCAGUUGCUAAACUGAUCGUUUUAAAAAAUGGACACAUCCCAGAGACGGAGCUGCCUCUGUACCCAGGAGAGAAUGUCUUGGGCCGUGAUUCCUCCUUCUGCACGGUGCCUUUGAACGCUCCGUCCAUGUCAAAGCGCCACGCCACCAUUUCAAUCACCAUGUUCGGCGGUCUGGCUGCAGACGCGCUCAUCUGGGACAUGGGCAGCAUGAACGGCUGCCGGAAGGGCCGUCUGAAGCUGCAGCCCCACGUGCGUUACGCGCUGAGCGAGGGCGACAAAGUGAUUCUGGCUGAUGUGCCUUGCCAGUACGCCCUUGUCAGAGCUGCUGAGGGACAGAAUGGAGGGGGCCGAGUGGGGACACCAGACUAUGGUGUCAGGCAGAGGGACAAUGAGGAGGCCAGCCCACCUCGUGCUGAGAACGGCAGGGCCAAUGUGGCGACAGAGAUGGCUACUGUUGCAGACAGGACUGGGAAUAGGGAAGGGGGCUUCCUGACACCCAGCAGUGUGCCGGGCGAUGCCCAACAGAGAAGCAGUCAAGAGGGGUCAGCCCAGGCCCCGGUGGUGGGCCUGAGGAAACAGUCUCCAGCUCCGCUGGUCCCAGAGUCCGACUCGGAGUCUGACGGAGAGAGAGAAGCAUUUAGGCCAAAGCCAGCCAAGCAUUUAGUAUCACUAACAUCAGAUUCGGAGUCUCCAAUCAUUCCACAGCCUGUGUGCUCAACAUUCCAGAGUCCAUCAGGCGCUCUUUUCAUACCAGAGAGCCCCUCCACCAACGAGAGGGGGAGAGCAAACGAGACCGUGAGCUCAGGAGAAGCCAUCUGGACUGACAGGAGCACUGAGGCAGCAGCGGCGGCCGACAAGCCCAGGCCAGAGCCCCUGGAGUUCAACAUCGACAGUGACACUGAUACGGAGAGAGAUGAGGAGGAGGAGGAGAAGAGGAAGAUGAAGAAGAAGGAGCAUGGGCAGAACAAGAGCUCGUCAGGAGCUGCCAAUGAACAGGCCCAUGCAAACUCGACAACGGCAACAGCAGCAGCAGCAGAAGCUGUUGGACCUGUGUCCACUACACGUCCAGAUUUCCACCUGGACAGUGACACUGACAUUGAGGACGAGGAUGAGCAUGACACGUCGGAUGCCAAUUCCACAAAGGCCUCCGUCAACGCUGUGAGCGAGAGGCCGGCACCUCCUGCUGCUGCUGCGCAGUUAGAGCUGCACUCAGACAGUGACACAGAUGUGGAGGAUGAGCGUGAAGUUUCCAAGGCCGCACCGGGGGAGGAUCCCCCUUCUGCCACCGCACACCAGGACCCAAGCAGGGACACUGCUGAAUCCAAGCCAGCACAUGCUCCAGACUUCAACAUGGACAGUGACACGGAUAUGGAGGAUGAGGAGGACGGUGACCAAACAGAGGUUAUUAUACUACCUGGAGAUGCUGGAGCUGCUGGGUCCUCCACCACCACCACCACCACCACCAACACCACACCUUUGACCAACCAAGAUGGCACCCCAACCAAGGUCUGCACCGACCCAGCAGAGGCUGCGCGUGCAGACGAUCACACAUUCCAGCCGUCCCUUCCCGUGACCAACUUUGACAUCCAGCUGGACAGCGACACAGAUGUGGAGGAGGAGGAGAAGGAGGAGAAGGGGGAGACGAAUGUGAACCCCAGACAGUCUGGAGGCUCUGGAGGGUCUGGACUCCAGCCAGCUUCUGAGAUGGCCCAGGGGGGGCCAGAGAGACCAGCUGGAGCAGCCAGCAAGACAGCCGCUGGGAAGCCAGAUGUUGAUGUGGCGGCCCCGGCCCCGGCCCCGGCCCUGACCUCUGAUGGCUUCAACAUGGACAGCGAUACGGACGUGGAGGAAGAGCAGGCUAAAGUUGAUGGCAGUCCUCCUCUGAAGGCUCUGGGGAAGUCCUCCGCUGCAGCUACAAUCCAGUGCUCAACUCCCAAUGAUGCAGCAGAGAUGCGAAUAGAAGAAAUGGAGACUCAACUUUUUGCCAGUCCAGAUCAUCAUUUUGCCUUCCCCAAACGUCCUCCUCCCCUCAACCCCGUUGUGACCUCCGACGAGGGCCCAGACGUAGACUUUGUCCCUGAGACCCAGUCGUUCGCCAUGGAUCCCGAUGGUGCUGCUGGGAUGUCCACCCUGGACAUGGCCUUGGAGGAGACCCAGGCAUACAGCAUAGCCGGCGAGGCAGCGGCGUCUCCCAGGCUGCAGCUCAGUAUGUCCAUAGACAACAGCCGAAUGCUGCAGCUGGCUACGGAGAGCACCCAGGCCUACACCAUGCCCGAGCUCCGGGACUCGGACGAGGAGUGCGACAGCGACCUGGCCCCGACCCAGGACUACGCAGCUCUGCAGGCAACGCAGGCCUACGCCCCAGCAGCGGAGGAGAGAGGUGACGACAACACCCAUGUAGACAUAGGCAUGGCUGAAACCCAGGCCUUCUUCUUUCACGGCAGUGCGGAGACGACACCCACGGCCAGGAGUGAGGAGAAGAAGCAGGAGGUGACGGAACCGGACGACGAUCAGCCCACUCAGCUGAUGGAGGAGGACAACGUUUAUUCACACAUCUCCACCGCCGACACGGUCAUCCUACACAGAAGCCAGAAGCUGGGAGGCGAAGACAGCGAAGGAAUAAUGUCUGCCGCAACAACGGCUGGUCCUCAUACUACUUCUGCAGCGUUCCACAUGGACAGUGACACAGACGUGGAGGAGGAUGACACAGAGUCCCCGUCCCUGCAAAUCCCCGCAGCUAUGCCCACCAAGGCCCAGGAUGUACUGCUCCAAAGUGACUCGGACAACGACGACGAAGAUCUAUUCAAAUCUGGCAACAGCAGGCCCACCAACAGCCCUGCAGGUGGCACUGUUGCCCCUCCGACUACAGUCCCCAAGUCUCCUGCUCGCCAACCUCUCGCCGCUGCUGAGACCCAGCCAAUGGCCACGAGCGAACAUGAGGACGAAGAUGAUGAUGAUGAUGCAGUCAAGCCCGCGCUGCCCAAGAGGAGGGGGAGGCCGAGCAGGAGGAAAGGGAGGCAGGUGGAUGACAGCACUUCUCAGCAGCUCUCCACUGCCCAGACCCUGCCCAUGACCCUUGCCAGUGAUGACGAGGAGGAGGAGGAGGAAGAGCGCCCCCUGCCUGCUGUGUCUAAAAGGGCACGCAGGGGCAAAGCAGGCAAGGUGGGCAGCGGGGCGGAGCCCACCGACGUCCCCCGCAGCUCGUCCUCCGUCCUCUCCGCAGCUGAAACUCUGCCCAUGUCCGCCUUUCAGGACGAUGAUGAUGAUGAUGAUGAUGAGGGGGGUGACGAGGGGGAGCCCAAGAGGAGAGGCAGACCACGCAGGGGGAAGGGGAAACAGCCGGGAGAAGAUGACCGUCAGGUGGCUGAAGUGGCCUCCAGCACCUGUCUGUCAGCUGCUGAGACACAGCCUAUGUCUGGCCUCAAUGAGGAGGAGGAGGAUGACGACGACUAUACACAGCCCAUGCCGUCCACAUCCAGAGCUAAGACACGUGGAGCAGGCAAACAGCCUGUUGUGGGGAGAGGCAGCAGGACUAGAGGUAAAGUAGUGCAGGAGGAAGAGAGUCAGGAAGAAGAGAAGAAGCAGACCAAGACCAUCACUCCGGCAGCUAGGAGAGGAGGGAGGAGAGGAAAGAUGGUGGAAGAGGAAGAGGAGGAUGCUGAUGAAGAGCAGCCAGCGCAAGAGGCACCUGUUGCCAGGAGGGGUAGAGGAAGAAGGAAUGCCAUGCAAGAACAAAAGGAUGAAUCACAGAAGGAGAAAGAGAAACAGAACAGAGAAAGGCUAGAAAAGGAACAGAAAGAGCAAGAAGAAAGGGAGAAGAAAGAAGAAGAGGAGAGAAUCCGAAAAGAACAAGAAGAAAGGGAGAAAAGAGAAGAAGAGGAGAGAAUACAAAAAGAACAAGAAGAGAAAGAACGGUUGGAGAAAGAAAUUCUUGAGGAGAGAAAAAGAAUAGAGAGGGAGCAGAAAGAAAAGGAAGAGAGAGAGAGAAAGGAGCAAGAUCAGAAAGAUAGGAUGGAGAGAGAAAGACUUGAACAAGAAAGAAGAGAGAAAGAGGAAAGAGAAAGAAUGAAGAGGGAGCAGAGAGAAAAAGAAGAAAAGGAGAAAAGAGAGGCUGAGGAAAGAGAACGGCUGGAAAAGGAGAGGCUUGAAAAGGAAAGACAAGAACAGGAGAGAAGAGCGAAGGAAGAGAAGGAGAGAAGAGAGGCUGAGGAAAGAGAGCGGCUGGAAAAGGAAAGACUUGAAAAUGAAAGAAUAGAAAGGGAAGAGAGGGAGAGAAAAGAGGCAGAGGAAAGAGAAUGUCUGGAGAAGAAGAGGCUCGAAAAAGAAAGGAAAGAGAGGGAGAGAAGAGAACAGAAGGAGAAAGAAAAAAGAGAGGCGGAGGAGAGAGAACGGUUGAUAAAGGAGAAGCUUGAAAAAGAAGAAAAGGAAAGAAUUGAAAGGGAGAGAAGACAAAAAGAAGAGGAUGAUAGAAGAGUGGCUGAGCAGAAAGCACAGUUGGAGAAAGAGAGGCUCGAGAAGGAGAGAAAAGAGGAGGAGGAGAGGCAAAGACUGCAGCAGGAGGAGAGAACUGCGGAGGAAGGCCGUAAACGAACCAGUGCGAAGUCCGCAAAAGAAAAGCCAAGUGAGGAGCCCUCUGAAACGGAGCAGCAACAACAGAGUGAAGCUAAACGUCGAGGCCGGCCCUCCACGCGAGGCAGGCGUGCCACAGCCAGACACGCAGCGCCAGCAUCCCCUAGUUGCCCGGAGGAGUCAGCGCAGCCGGCCGGUGACAACGCCGACAACAAAGACGCCGGCCCCGCCAUGAGGACCCGCUCUCGCUCUAACUCCUCCAACUCUGUCAGCUCGGAGAGAUCCACGUCCAGCGUGCGCAGCGGUGCCAGCACUAGCAGGCAGGGGGCACCAGAGCCACACAGCAGCUCCAGGCGCGCCACCCGGGGAAGGCCUCCCAGAGCUCCCCCUGCUGAGACACAGGCACCAGCUCUGGAGGAUGUGGCAAGUGGCGGCAGUGGAAGAAGGUCGCGAAGACCAUCGAGUUCCAGCAACUCUGUGACAUCUGACGUGUCCGAACCUAUUGCUGAAGGGAGCCAAGGCAGGGGACGAGGGAGAGGAAGAGGGAGAGGACGAGGAAGAGGCAGGAAGAGUGUUAAGGGGAACGAACCAGGACGGGAUUCAUUACCGACACCAGAACCGCAGGUGAGCAAACCCUCUGAAGCUCAAACCGAAGAACUUUCAGAACCCCAAGUUGAAGAACCUUCAGAAUCUUCAGAACCUACGGUGGAGCAGCCUUCAGCUGCCAAGACGCCUGGACGAGGACGCAGAGGCAAUAGAGCCGGUGCCGGGGAUGAAACAGCCCAAAGCGGCCCCUCAGAAGAAAAGACAGAGGACUUGCCUGCUGAGGAGCCAGCCGCAGCCAGAGGCAGAAGAGGGGCCAGAGGGGCGUCUUCUAAACCAGAGUCGCAAGCUACUGGAGAUGGAGAAGAAAGCCAACCUGCAGCAGUUGACGAGUCUGACUCUCCGAAAGCAGAGGCCGGGGUGGGGAGAGGUAGAGGACGGGGUCGUAGAGGAGGUGCGAUGGCCGGGCCAUCCAGCCAGAGUGAUUUGGAAGAGGAGAAGGAGGGGGAGCAGGCAAGCGGAUCAAGCACAGAUCAAGUCAAGACUGCUGACGUUUCCACUGCAGCCAGCCAGGGCACGGGGAGUCGCAAGAGGAGUCGCAACGAAGAGCCUGAAGAAGCCGACGAAGCCGAGGAGGAGGAGGAGGAGGAGGUUCGCUUCAAGGUGCCUCGUGGAAAGGCCAAGGCGACAAAGGGGCCAAGCAAGGCCAACGCGGACGAUGCGGGUGAACAGCCUCCUGAGGACAAAGAGGAGAAGGCAGCCCCUGUCCCGGCACAGAAGAGGGGAAGAGGCCGGCCAUCUGCAGCACAGAAAAAGAAAGAAGAGAAAAAAGAGAUGGAGGAGGAGGAGAGUAUGGAGGCCUCUGCAGCAGCAGCAGCAGCAGCAGCAGCAGCAUCAGCAGCAGCAGCAUCGCCCUCUAGUGCUGUGGAACAGAGCAGUGAGACGGAGGCUGACGAGGCCUCUGAGAAGACUUCCAGGAAGCGAGCUGGUGCAGGCUCCACAGAGUCCCCCACACCAGCCAAGUCCGCACGACGCUCCGUGAGCUCCCCACGCCAGGUUUACAAGGUACUGUUCACCGGCGUGAGCAAUGACGGAGGGGAGACCACCGUGAGUCGAUUAGGGGGCAGCAUGGCCAAAGGUGUGAAUGACAUGACGCACCUGGUCACCGAUGCCGUGCGGCGCACCGUCAAGUUCAUGUGUGCCGUGGCCAGAGGGGUGCCCAUCGUCACGCUCGACUGGCUGAAAAAGAGUGGCAGGGCUGGCAGCUUCCUGCCCCCUGAGGAGUUCCUGGUGAAGGAUGCGGAGCAGGAGAGGAAGUUCAACUUCUCACUCAAGGACUCCAUUACCAUGGCCAGCAGCCAGCCACUACUGCAGGGUUAUGAGGUGCACGUGACUCGGUCGGUGAAGCCUGAACCCACUCAAAUGAAGGACAUCAUCACCAGCUGUGGAGGUCGCUACCUUCCCAAAAUGCCAUCUGUCAACAAGCCCCAGACGGUGGUGGUGUCGUGUGCGGAGGACGCCUCGCUCUGCUCCGCUGCCCUGGCAGCCUCGGUGCCCGUCGUCUCGUCCGAGUUCCUCCUGACGGGCAUCCUCCAGCAGCGGGCCGACGUGGCUGCCCACGCUCUGCCCAUGCCGCAGGCCGCAGGAGGCAGGGGCAGGAAGAGGACGUAACCAUGGUCACAUACAGAUGGCGGUGGGGCAUGAGCCCACGACCCCCUACGCCAUAUUUAAGCCCUCUUUCCCCCUCCCCUGGGGCAGGAACAUAACGUGGUAACGCUGGAGUCCCACAGUUGGGGAUGGGGCACAUGGCACGCCUUGCCCAUAUUUCACGGCAUGGGGGCAGAAAGAGGACGUAACACCGGCCCGACUCACACUCAGACAGGACAGGUGCUGCUCUCAGAGACGGGGCUUCAUGUACUGAAGACAUGAGAGUCAGGACAUCUGAAGGUGCCCAACACCUUCUGACUCCAUAUUCUUCCUUUUCUUAUUAUGAUUGUAUGAUUGCCUGUUGGUCAUGGACUUCAAACUGUGAAAGCAUUUCUACCGUCCACAGGUACUAAUUUAAGCACAUUAUGAUUCACUUGCUUCUGUAAUUAUAGGUAUACGUACUGUAUGUUCAUUCUUAUUUCAGUCUACAACAAGUAGCCAUGAUCUAAAUAAAUAAAUAUUAUAUUUUGCA